Molecule: messenger RNA, 912 nt
Organism: Candidozyma duobushaemuli
Lineage: Eukaryota; Fungi; Ascomycota; Pichiomycetes; Serinales; Metschnikowiaceae
Gene: CCC1
Product: Ccc1p
Exons: 1
Coding region: 1-912 (303 amino acids)
Biological process (GO): intracellular manganese ion homeostasis
Cellular component (GO): fungal-type vacuole membrane
Molecular function (GO): iron ion transmembrane transporter activity; manganese ion transmembrane transporter activity
Source: RefSeq, a predicted model, not a curated record
AUGUUGGUGCAAGCGAAAAAAGCAGUCAGCAAGCUCUUCGAACCUGACCAAUCCGAUGAGGAGUUGGCCAGAGCUGAGAGGCUUUUGGACAACAACCAAUCCCCUUACGGUGCCACCAACUCUUCUGACCGUGCACAAGAAGUGGCCAACGAAGAGGCUAUUGGAAACGCUGUGAAAAGCCACAAUGUGUCUGAUGAUGAAGAACUGUCGAACCACGGCUUCAUUUCCAGCUUUGACCCUAGAGUCAUGAGUGACAUUAUCAUUGGUCUUUCUGACGGCUUGACUGUUCCUUUUGCGUUGACCGCAGGUCUUUCGUCUUUGGGCUCCUCCAAAAUCGUCAUCACAGGUGGUAUGGCCGAAUUGGUAUCGGGAGCCAUUUCCAUGGGACUUGGAGGCUAUCUUGCUGCCAAGUCGGAAGGCGACUACUACAAGUCUGAAGUCAAGAAGGAGAAGCUCGAAUUUUUCAAGAAGCCCGAGCUCAUUAACCAGGACGCCGCCGAGAUCAUGUUGGAGCUUGGCGCCUCCGAAACCACCAUCGCAUCAUUCCUCAAGGAUUUGGACCUGAGCCCCAAAAACCUCAUUGACUUUGUCAUUCGCUUUGGCAAGGGCUUGGAAGCCCCCGCUGAGGGUCGUGAGUUCACCAGUGCCUUGACCAUUGGCCUGGGCUACUUUUUCGGCGGUUUUGUGCCUUUGAUCCCAUAUUUCUUCACCUCCGUCGUGAAAACGGGGCUCAUCAUCUCUGUCAUUGUCAUGCUUAUCACCUUGUUCAUAUUCGGCUACGUCAAGACCAUUGUCUCUCUUGGAGAGGACUGUGGCUACCGCCGGAAGAUCUUGGAGGGUCUUCAAAUGGUGGCCAUUGGCUCUGUCGCUGCCGGCGCCGCCUGGACGUUGGUGUAUUUUAUUGACAACUAA